GUCACGUCAGAAUGGAACAAAAAACAAAAACCCAAAUUACAAAUAAUGGAAAACCGUGUUGUGCAUAUUUAUUUAAGUAUAAAUGUAGAUGAUAAUGCUACAGGCAUAGGCUGUGUAAACAUAUAAGCUUCUCCGUGGCUUGGGAUUCUUCUUGCAAAUCGUGCUUGCCCAACUUUUUCUUGCGUAUGGCUAAAUAUGUAUAAAAUUCGCACCGUAAAAAAUGAUCAAUUUUUUAUAAAGUUGGAAGAAUAAGAAAGGGGGCCUCGGACCAAAACUAUUUAUGGUUUCUGGGAAGUGACCAGUUCAGGGAGAGAUGGUGGGAAAAUGGAGAACAGGUUUGGUUUUGGUUCUGGUUGCAGUCUGCAUUUUGGGGUUCAAGCUUAGGUGUUCCGAUGGUGCAACAGAUCAAGGCGAUGCUACUGCCCUAGGGGUUAUGUUCAGCAGUUUAAAUUCACCGCAGCAGCUUACUGGAUGGACUGCUAACAAUGGUGAUCCAUGUGGGCAGCCCUGGAAAGGUGUUACUUGCUCAGGCCAAGUUGUCACCGAAAUUAAUCUGUCAAAUCUUGGACUUUCUGGCUCAGUGGGUUACAACCUUGAAAGUUUGACAUCAUUGAAGGAACUGGACUUGAGCCAAAACAAUCUUGCAGGCAAUAUACCAUAUAAUAUUCCUCAGAACUUGACACGGCUAAAUCUUGCAUAUAAUCAAUUUACUGGAAGCGUCCCUUAUUCCAUUAAUCAGAUGCAUUCUCUUCAGUACCUAAAUCUUAGUCAUAACCAGUUACAGUACCAAUUAAAUGAAAUGUUUGGACCACUUUCUUCUCUCUCCACAAUGGAUCUCUCUUUCAACAAUCUAACUGAUGCCCUCCCUGAGAGUUUUAAGAAUCUUACAAGUGUGAAGUCUAUGUACUUGCAAAACAACCAGUUUACAGGCACUAUUGAUGUCCUUGCCAACCUUCCCCUUGAUAAUCUUUAUAUUUCCAAUAACCAUUUUACCGGCUGGAUACCUGAUCAAUUGAAAAGUAUCAAUUUGCAGACGGACGGUAAUUCAUGGAGUUCAGGGCUUGCACCCCCUCCUCCACCUGGUACCCCUCCUGCCCCUAGAAACAACACAAUGCACAAAUCUGUUAGCCAUACUUCCCCACCAGACAGUGGUUCCAGUAGUGGGAGUACCAGCAAAUCAGGGAUUGGAGGUGGAGGCAUAGCAGGAAUUGUGAUAUCUAUCCUUAUUGUUAGCGCUAUACUAGCAUUCUUUCUGGUGAAGAGAAGAUCCAGGAGAUCAUCGUCAGAUAUUGAAAAGCUUGAUAAUCAAUCGUUUGCUCCUCUAGCUUCUAAGGAAGUGCAAGAAAGGAAAUCCAUUCAAUCUUCCUCUUCACUUGACACCAAGAUGUUUGAUAAACCCGCUUCAGUAAACCUUCGACCCCCACCUGUAGACCGUCUCAAAUCAUUUGAUGAAGAAGACUUUUCUAAUAAGUCCAUUGUUGUUAAGAAAGCUGUCUCAGCUCCUUUAGAUGUUACAUCAUAUUCAAUAGCAGACCUCCAGAUAGCUACGGGGAGUUUCAGUGUUGAAAAUCUUCUUGGUGAAGGAACUUUUGGACGCGUUUAUCGAGCCCAAUUGGAUGAUGGCAAGGUUCUUGCUGUGAAGAAAAUAGAUUCAACAGCUCUUCCCAGUGAAAAUUCUGAUGAAUUUAUAGAGAUGGUUUCAAAUAUAUCUCAGCUGCAUCACACUAAUGUAACAGAGCUGAUUGGCUAUUGUUCAGUGCAUGGGCAACACCUGCUUGUCUAUGAGUUCUACAAAAAUGGCUCACUUCAUGACUUCCUGCAUCUAUCAGAUGAGUACAGCAAGCCUUUGAUUUGGAAUUCCCGCGUCAAAAUUGCGUUGGGGACUGCACGUGCACUAGAGUACCUUCAUGAAGUUUGCUCACCGUCUGUUGUUCAUAAAAAUAUCAAGUCAGCCAACAUCUUACUUGAUGCUGAGCUCAAUCCUCACCUUUCAGACUCAGGAUUGCCAACCUAUAUUCCCAAUGCAGAUCAGUUACUGAAUGGUAAUGACAUGGGGUCUGGAUACAAGGCACCGGAGGUUACUAUGUCUGGGCAGUACUCCCUGAAGAGUGAUGUUUACAGUUUCGGGGUGGUUAUGUUAGAACUUCUCACAGGGCGUAAGCCAUUUGAUAGCACAAGGCCAAGAUUAGAGCAAUCUUUGGUUCGAUGGGCAACGCCUCAGCUCCAUGAUAUCGAUGCUCUAUCUAAGAUGGUUGAUCCAGCACUUGAAGGGCUUUACCCUAUUAAAUCUCUCUCUCGUUUUGCCGAUGUUAUUGCACUUUGUGUCCAGCCUGAACCUGAGUUUCGGCCACCAAUGUCGGAAGUGGUUCAAGCGUUGGUUCGAUUGGUUCAACGAGCUAAUAUGAGUAAGAGGACAAUAGGGACGGACCAAUAUGGUUCUCGACGAACCAACAGCACCGAUGAAUCACAUGACUAUAUGUCCUAAAUUGCUGCGCUAUAUAGCGUUGCUUGACUGUUGGAGAUGAGGACUUUGCGAUUGUAAUCGUGCUGUGUGUUUCUGUUUGAUUACAAUAUUAUUAAUGUUUAUAUACAACCCCCUAAUUUUAGCUUCAGUUUCAAGUCAACCCUGCACUUUGUAAAAUGUUGCAAUAUAGUCCAACCAGUGUCAUCAACUGAAGUUCUUUCAUCCUCUCUGUACACGUUGCACUUUAUUGGUGUU
Molecule: messenger RNA, 2719 nt
Organism: Hibiscus syriacus
Lineage: Eukaryota; Viridiplantae; Streptophyta; Magnoliopsida; Malvales; Malvaceae
Product: protein STRUBBELIG-RECEPTOR FAMILY 6-like
Exons: 17
Coding region: 314-2485 (723 amino acids)
Biological process (GO): protein phosphorylation
Molecular function (GO): protein kinase activity; ATP binding; protein binding
Source: RefSeq, a predicted model, not a curated record